CAAAAACAACAUUAUUAUGUUAUAAAUUUUAAAAUUAUGAAAAAAUGUUUAAAAAUACAUAACCAUGAGAUGGUGUGGUUAGUAGAGACUUAUCUACUUUGCAUGGUCUGAUGCACUAAACCACAGUAUACAAAUUUCAUAGCAGAUAAAUGUAUAAAUAAGAUGUAACAUCUUCCAAAGCAGAUUCAGCUUUCAGAAGUUACACAUCUCCACUAAGUCACCAUGAAGGCUAUUUAUUGCUUGGCAAUUUUUGCAAUUCUUGGUGUAGCUGUUAGAGCUAUCCCACUCAAGAAGGAAGCUCAGAGCUAUAAGGCUCCAGGUGUAUACUAUUCUGAACAUAGUGGAGCUGACGGAAAGGGAUAUGUACAACCCAAGGCCUAUUAUCCCAGUUAUCAGCAAUAUGACGACGCCAAAUAUUACAAACAUGACAGUGAAAAUCAAGGAAGUUAUGGAAAGGGAUAUGUAAAACCCAAGGCCUAUUAUCCCAGUCAUCAGCAAUAUGACGAUGCCAAAUAUUACAAAGGUGACAGUGAAAAUCAAGGAAGUUAUGGAAAGGGAUAUGUACAACCCAAGGCCUAUUAUCCCAGUUAUCAGCAAUAUGACAAUGCCAAAUAUUACAAACGUGAAAAUCAAGGAAGUUAUGGAAAGGGAUAUGUACAACCCAAGGCCUAUUAUCCCAGUUAUCAGCAACAUGACAAUGCCAAAUAUUACAAACGUGAAAAUCAAGGAAGUUAUGGAAAGGGAUAUGUACAACCCAAGGCCUAUUAUCCCAGUUAUCAGCAAUAUGACAAUGCCAAAUAUUACAAACGUGACAGUCAAAAUCAAGGAAGUUAUGGAAAGGGAUAUGUACAACCCAAGGCUUAUUAUCCCAGUCAUCAGCAAUAUGACGAAUAUUACGAUGCCAAAUAUUACAAACGUGACAGUAAAAAUCAAGGAAGUUAUGGAAAGGGAUAUGUACAACCCAAGGCCUAUUAUCCCAGUUAUCAGCAACAUGACAAUGCCAAAUAUUACAAACGUGAAAAUCAAGGAAGUUAUGGAAAGGGAUAUGUACAACCCAAGGACUAUUAUCCCAGUUAUCAGCAAUAUGACAAUGCCAAAUAUUACAAACGUGACAGUGAAAAUAAAGGAAGUUAUGGAAAGGAUGUACAGUCUCAUUAUGGCUAGCUUUCCAAUUUCCCAUCCAGAAGUACGGGAAAAGCCAGUACGAUGCAAUCCUGUCACUGGAUUCAUUGCUGUGAAGGAACGCCGUACCAUCUAGAGAGGAAGAUGGCACUUAAUAGCAUAGUCUAGAAUUUUAUCUACCAGCACCAGAUAAUUUUGAAUUCAGAUGAUUUGAAUACUGUAGUAAAUUUUGAAUACAACACUGGUAAUAAAAACAAAAUGGCAGUCUUGUAACAGAUCUGUGAUCAGUGAAAUACAUAUGAUUGAUAGAAAAAGAGAUUUAAGUAAUUACUCAAAAGCAUAUCUACCCCACAGUCUUCUACCUGUUAACUAAGUACUGGUAUAUAUUUUACUCAGAAUUAUUAUUAAAAUUACUUGUUGUAGAA
Molecule: messenger RNA, 1547 nt
Organism: Anneissia japonica
Lineage: Eukaryota; Metazoa; Echinodermata; Crinoidea; Comatulida; Comatulidae
Product: adhesive plaque matrix protein-like
Exons: 10
Coding region: 223-1164 (313 amino acids)
Source: RefSeq, a predicted model, not a curated record